This is a messenger RNA of Ostreobium quekettii, 519 nucleotides long. Lineage: Eukaryota; Viridiplantae; Chlorophyta; Ulvophyceae; Bryopsidales; Ostreobiaceae. The record is from the annotation of a GenBank genome assembly.
GAGGUUCGCGUCGAGAGGGCCAUCCCACACCCCAGAUGGACUGGGCGUGUUGAGGGUGGAUUUGAUGUGGUGUUGUUGCGACUUCCACGGGAGGUUCAUGUCCAGAUGCCCUCACUGCCGCGGCCAGGAUCCCCUGGGUUGUACCCCAACUUCAUGGUGCAUGCAUUGAGGCUGGAUGACAGAUUGGAAACUGCCCAGCUGCAGGUCAUUGACAGCAAACUGUGUCCGGAACUGCCACCACUAGGAAAGGGGCAAUUCUGUGCAUAUUCGAGUGGAGCAACCAUGACGCCUGGCACCUCUGGUGGCCCCCUUCUGACAUACAACCAACAAACUGAGGCUGGUGAGCUGGGUGUCGUCGUGGGCAUCGUAUCAUAUGCCAACUUUUCUGCACUGGACAAGAGCGGGGUGGGGUGCCUGCUUGUGAGGGAUGUUGUUGACUGGAUUGAGGACAUCAUUUACCAUAAGGUCGCCGUCAAAGUUACCUCUGCUGUACCAGACUUGGUGAGUGUGUUGCUGUAA